AUGAAACUAAAGGUUGAUCUGAGUCAAUAUGUCAAAGAGAACAAGAAUAUAUCAAGAUUCACCAAUCACUCACGUGCUUUCUCAUUAGACUCAAGGAGCAAGAACUCGGCUACAAAGAUGAACCAGAGGUAUCAAAAUCGUUCGAAUGAUAAAAGCAAAACUAGCUCCCUUAACAGAGAUUUGGAAGGGUUUGAAAGGAAAGACGCAAGCAAUUCUCCCUUCAACAAUCAAUAUGAUGGUGUUAAAGUAGAGGCUAGGAAGAACAAUUCAGAUCUUAAGCGGAAAUCAAGAAGAACUAGAGAGCUCAAGGAAGAGCCUGAAGUUGGAAUCAACUCUAUCGGCUUGAACGGAAGUACUUCCAAAGAUGUAAAGAAUAAGUUACUCAAGCCAGCCAAGAUUCAGGUGAAAGACCUGAUUUCAAACCUCAACAGCAUCCAGGGUAUGUUCUCGAAGAAGUUCAAAAAGAGCAAAGUUUUCAAAGACAACAAGAAUCCUAUCAAAUACCAAUACUUUGGUAAAAAUAUGGGAGAUCUACCAGAGAGCAGAGAGGAGUGUUUGGCUCGAAGUCUUAUAGCAAGGCAGGAGAACUUGCUUCCUAAGAUACAGGCUGAAAAACCAGAAUUAAACUCAAACAACUGAAUGGCAUCUGGGUUUCUCACUAAGUUUAAAAGGAGUGAGAAGUUGACAGAAUCGAUUUUUGGAGAUAAGGUUAAUCUUAUUCAGACCCAAAAACUUCAAGAAAGCAAGCGAUUAGCAAGAAACCCAUACAGUUUUUAUAAGAAGAAGGAAAAGGAUGUAAUUGUUCUCCCUCAGUCUUCAAGUUUGGAGUACAAGACUCCUAUUAAUUUGAAAAAUUCAAAAAGUAACACCAAGAGGAUACGCAAAUAUUUGAGAGAAGAUCACCCUGCUAUAAGUUUGGAUGGCCAAAAUAUGAACCAAAGGCAAAAAAGCAAGCUGGUGAUCAACGACAAUAAUGAGCUUGUUAUUCAACAAGUAGACCAUAGUUUAGACAAAUUUGUUAAUAAAUCUAUUCAGGGAUUAUCGAAUAAAUUCCCUUGUACUUUUUCACAAAACCAGAGCUCUACCGAUCUAAAUCCUCACAAGGGCAUUGAGAAAGGGUUCAAGCCAAAAGAAAUAGAAGAUCAAAUGAAUAAGUCUGAAAUAGCUCAUAACUCUGCUCUCUUCUUGUCAAAAUACUUGAAAUCUAUCCACAAUAAUCCUAUCAAAAAGAGAAACAACGAUGCUCUAAAUAAGUCUUGAACCAACAAUCCAGAUUCCUCUUACUCAAUGUUGAACAGAUCUGUACCUAUGAAAGAGAGAUAUUUAGUAAAUAUGAACAGGGGAGAAUAUUCUUCACCUAUAAUGCUCGAGAAUCAGCAAUUCAAUCAUAAGGCUCGUAAAAGCAGCGGAUAUUCCAAUGUCUCAGGGAUCACAGGAGCUGUGCAUCCUCUCAAACCUAGUUACGAUUGGAUAAAAGAUAAGUACAAGUAAUGAAUAUUACAAAAGAAGGAUCUUUGAUAAAGACUUGCUGCAGGACUCUAUCCAAGUCCUCAAGGAUCAGAAAAACGAUAUGAAGUACUUCAGAAAUAAGUUGGAGAUUCAGCAUUACUUUCAGACAGUAAAAGAUCUCAAUAAACGAAGGAAGAAGUACAAUGAGCUGUUGUUGGUAUUCCAUCCAGACAAGAGACAAAAAGAUUGUGACCAAGAACUUUACAAUAAGAUGUUCCUCUUUCUACAGAGAGGAAAGAAGCAGUUUCUUAAGGAAUAUGUAAGCAAAGAGGAACAAGAAAGUAAAAACAAAAAUAAGCACAAAAAAUGAGUUUCAGGGACAACUCAAAUCUCUUCUUCAAACCCAGGAUCCUCAAAUCUCACGUCUAUUGGACAGAAAAAUCAGACUAAUCCAGAUUCUCUGAUUGAUGACGAAUAUCUCCACAAAGUCGAGGAAAGGUUACACGAGCGUAGGGGAGUUAUCAACAAGAUCGAGUAGCUCCAGCCAAGACAUUCUGGCCUGAAGAUUUAAGGUACAAGUGUGAAUAUUUUAUAAUGCAAAAGGCUCCAGGAUGCCUACUAAUUGAGUUUACAGAUGAUUAAUAAUACUAAAAAUAUAGAACACUCAAAAUCUAAGAGGAUUCAAUCAAGAAGGAUGCUAUAGAUUGUAUUGCAUGCAAAAUUAGUCGCCAUUCUAGAUCAUAUCCAUCAUAUUUAGAGCUUAUUUGAUGUCCUUCAAGGUUCAGGAUAUCAGCCAUCUGAUGUGCUGAUAGAUAAUAUUUUGAUCAUAUUGUUCA
Moneuplotes crassus is the source of this 2285-nucleotide messenger RNA. The record is from the annotation of a GenBank genome assembly. Lineage: Eukaryota; Ciliophora; Spirotrichea; Euplotida; Euplotidae.